AUGUCACUUUCACCAAUAAGUCGCUGGAUCUCGACUCUUCCUUUACUUCUACUCCCCUUGGCAGCAGCGGUGCCACUCCCAUCAGAUUCUGGCACUUCCUCUCUUUCAGUCCCUACCACUCGUUACCCGGUGAUCACAAAUGCAGGAACAAUCAGGUACACUUCGUCUUCUCCUUCCACAAUCACGGCUACCUCUACCUCUGCACCUCCAACAAUCACCGCUGCAUCAUUUGAUACGCAAUGGGACACCUACCCAACAGCAGUCCCAAGCAUAUCCAACAAUGACCCCGAAACAACUAUGGUGCCUGUGCUAGUCCAGCAAGGGGAUACUUCCAGCGAUGCUUAUGGGCUAAGUCCUACGCCAACAUCAUCUUGGGCUCUACCACCGAUGUUUUCAGACAUGUCACCAUUCAACGUAUCGACGUAUGCGGCCGGAAAGCCUAAUAUCGCUAUCCUUUCUGGUUCACCUGAAUCCGGUAACAAUACCGAUGGAAGUGAAAGGUGGGAUCCAACUCGAAACGCUUUACAAAUUUUGUAUCCUAGCGGUUCGGUUAAUCCUGGUAAUUCACCUCAAGGUGGUGCAGAAUUCUACUCUGCUCCUCUUGAUAUCAGAAAGGCAACCAACGCAAGUUUAGAGUACAGCGUAUACUUUCCCCCGGACUUUGAUUUUGUGAAAGGUGGGAAAUUACCAGGAUUGUACGGUGGUCAUAAAGGUUGUUCGGGUGGUAAUGCUGCUGAAGACUGUUUUAGUACUCGUUUGAUGUGGAGAGCAGGUGGUCAAGGUGAACUUUAUCUGUAUGCACCAAAAGAUAAACAAACGCCAUCGUUAUGUCAGACGCCUCCUAAAUCCAUUUGCGAAUCCGAAUAUGGACUUUCGAUCGGAAGGGGAUCUUGGAAAUUCGCUUUGGGUGAUUGGACAACUGUACGACAGGACGUAUGGUUAAAUACACCUGGACAAAAUGACGGUGGUUUCAAUAUCUGGGUAAAUGGUCAGUUAGUGAUUUCAGCAAACGAUGUCAGGUACCGGGAGAAUGGAGACACUUGUUUGCAAGGUGAAGAUGAUGGAUCUUCGGCUGAUUCACCAAUGAUAAAUACUAUUGGAUUUUUGGGUGAUAGUGUUGGAGGAACACCAAAUUUAACAAAUUCAGUAGUUGAUGAAGAUUGGUUAGCUGAAGAACAGAUGAUUAGUAUGACAUCAACUUCAAUCUCUACAAUCACUGUCACAUCUACCAUACCACCUAUCUCUGCAUAUUCAACUGGUUAUACACCGGAACCAACCAUUACUUCUAGUCCAACCGCUGGUUCUUCGUCGUCCGUACUACGAAAGCGUCAAGAUGACGAUCAAUCACAAACGUCUGACCCAACACCGUCCUCCAUAUCCGAACAUGACAUGGUGAUCACUAUCCCAGUCACUGAAGGGAUCACCACCGUCACGGCUACAGCUCCUACUGCGUAUAUCACUGUUCCUACUACCAUGACCGCUACCAGUACAGUGAUCAACGAAGUGCAAGUGACCGUUACUCCUUCAGCAUCAACUGUCUACGUCACCGAAGACUCGGCCGCAGAAACCUGGACUCCAGUGAUCACAGCUUCCAACAGUGCAUAUGGUUCUCAACCGACUGGUUCGGGCAGUGAUGGAGGGUCAAUCGUACUUCGUCCGCAAUCGUUGGUCGAUCAAGUAACCGAAGCAGCUCCACUAGCCGCCACAGAGUAUGCACCCCUUCAGCCCAUAAUCCUCAAAUCGCCUCCUGGAAGAGUCAUGUCUUCCUCUGACCUCAACACGGUCCAAGCUCAGUCUUCAUGUGGGGUGGGUUUUAUAGGACUAUUCUUCUCAACUUUCUUCGGGGGCCAUACCUCCGAUUGGGCAAGUCCAAAAGAUCAAUACACUUAUUUCAGGGAUUUCAAAAUGUGGUUCAACAACUAA
Kwoniella shivajii is the source of this 1923-nucleotide messenger RNA. RefSeq lists its product as uncharacterized. The record is from RefSeq and is a predicted model, not a curated record. The transcript has 3 exons. Bases 1 to 1923 code for a protein of 640 amino acids. NCBI's taxonomy places the organism in Eukaryota, Fungi, Basidiomycota, Tremellomycetes, Tremellales, Cryptococcaceae.